Messenger RNA from Clonostachys rhizophaga, 4734 nucleotides. The record is from the annotation of a GenBank genome assembly. Lineage: Eukaryota; Fungi; Ascomycota; Sordariomycetes; Hypocreales; Bionectriaceae.
AUGGCUGGCCUCCCACUUGGUUGGGAGUGGGACUACGACGGCCAGCGCUGGUUCUACACUUACAAGCCCACGGGCCACAUCCAGUACCACUUCCCCAAAGAGGGCGAUGAGUUCCCCGACUUCGUCGACGCGGGCGCUCCGGCCCCGUCCCUCGCGCCAGAGGAGCUCCUGGCGUCGCAGCAGCAGGUGAAGCGGCAGACGAGCUCCGGCAGCGGCACCGGCGGCCGAUCCAAAGCCCGCGUCUCGGCGACGGCCACCCGCCCCGUCAGCAGCGUGUGGGAGGAGGCAUCGGGCGAGGAUGCGAUAUUCCAGCCGGAGAGCCUGAUGUACCUGGGCCCGGGGGCGUACAGCGAUGUGAGUCCAUUGGCCGAGGAGGAGGACGAGGCGGCGAGGAGGGUCAUCACCGGGGCGCUGGCGGAGGCGGACGGGACACCGACGUCGGCCUCCAAGGGGCCCAGUCCGAUUGCAAGCCAGGGAGCGACGCCAGCGACCAAGAAGAGCGACGUGGAACCUCCAAAGACGGACAGUGCGGUUCAUAUUGUCGAUGCGGGGCCGGUGAUCGAGGUGCAGUCCGGGACAGAGGCGGAGCUGGCCGUGCCCAUGCUUGAUAGUCGGGAGAUGCCCCACGAGCUCCCCGUCGAGGUUUUCAACCCCGUGGGUGUGAUUGCCGAGAUGGCGACCGAGACCCAAAGGGCACAAAUCGAGACGAACCCGCCGCCGGUCGAGAUUGCUGAUAACUCAAUACUCGCUCCGAUUGAGACGAUUUUGCCCCCGCAAAGAUAUUCGGAGCUGCCUGGGCAGACGAGCCCUGUCGAGAAUAAGAAGAAGCCUAAUGAGCCUGGUGGUAUAAGUAUUGAAAUACCCAAGUCUAAAGGAGCUGGGACACCACCCGUUCAGAUUCAGCAACAGCCUCCUCCUCCUCAACAACAGCAGCAGAAACAACAGGGACCCUCUCCACCACCCCCAUUAGAGUCACCACCGGUCGACAAACAACCGGAAGGCCCAAGUAGCAAGUACCAGGCAUUCUCGCCAGCGAAUGGCUCUACAGAGGCAACUGAGAAGAUGGAGAACACUAGGCGGUCAUCCAUGGCUCUGGACCCUCGGCGGAUAUCUGUACAGCGCGAGCCCUCGCUCCUAAUGGGACUCGGGGAAAACGGCAAUAAGAUGGAUCCGUCUUUGGUGCCUGCAGCUCUUUCUCUGAGCAAACCGACAGGCCCUUCACCAGAGAGAUCACCUCCAUUUCGACCCGUUCCUAGUGCCGUGGUCGAAUCGACAGAUGUGGUCAAGCCAAGCGAUAAUACCCCUGGGAUCUCAGCUGGACCAUCUGUGUUAAGGCCCGCAAGAAAUGGGGAUGGUCGGAAGCUGAGCGACAGCACGAACCCAACCUCACCCAUUGAUGAUGAGUUUGAGAGAACAAUGCAGCUAGCACUCGGCGACAAGCCCGGUGUGAGCAAGGUCCCAUCUGUUCUCAAGCCCGCUCGUGGCAGGGCACCUUCAGUGCCGGGCAAGGCGGCAUCCAAUUCCCAAGACGGAUCUCGCAACCAAUCUCCAGCCCAAACUACGCCGAGGAGGAGCUACGAACAAGACGAGGGCCCCAAGGAGAAGAAAUACUUGCCAUACACUGGGGUCAAUUCAGGAUAUCGGAUGAGUUAUGUUCCACCGCCUCCUGGUCCCCCUGGGCAACCGCCUCAACAGUUUGGAGCUUCACCUUCUCCCUUGGGCCUGCAACAACACCCACCGCAGAACCCAGGAGUAUUCCACCAGGGCCACGGUCCGGUCCAGCAGCAGCCUGGUUUUCCACAAGGUUCUAUCCCUCCCCAUAUGACGAACAUGCCUCGCCCAGCAUCGACACCGGUAGGCCCUAUACAACCGCCGGCGGGCGCACCUCCGACGCAGGCUCAGCAAUGGCCUAGUGACUAUCCCUAUGCCGCCCCUCCGCAAGGCCCGCCACGAACCGUAGCCUCGAAACGCUCUAUGAGCAUUGGGGCCGCCGAGGUUUCGCCUAUACAACAAUCGGAAAAGCAGUCGCCUCAAGUUCCCAUGCAGACGCCUUCACCAAUGGAGCAUAUGCGUCGAGUCUCCUCUGUCUCGCUUGCAGAUGGAGCUGCGAUAUUUACGCCAUCUCCGGAUACUGGGUCUUCAGCCGCGCAAAGCCAGCCAGGAACUCGACCCCCUUCAGGCCUGAGGAAUUUCUCCAGUCCUCCAGAGGAUAGGGCUUCUCAGUCUGGUCCUCCUCGCCCAGGCAAGGUGCCUAUCGUCCAGGGAUCCUAUUUCCCACCUCAGCCCACACCAAGAGAGAACUUCCAGCCUCAGCCGCCAUCUAAGAGGAUGUCGAUGCCCCCAAGCUACAGUAUCGACGAUAGCGGUUUAGACUGGACUCAUGGGGCCGGCAAGGCUCCUGUGCAGCCAUCGCCUCCUGUUCCCGCCAAGGUGCCAGAGAACCCAACCCAGGGUUUACACCGAUCGCACUCUGUUGGCUCGUCUUCCGCAUCUAAUGUACAACCGCCACGACGGCUUGAGCCUGGGAGGAUGGGGCCUGUGCAACAACAUGGUGCUGGGUUUAUCUUGUCAAUGAUUGAAGAACACCACGAACCACCACCCUCCCGACAUGGCCCGCCAGGGCAUCCAAACACUCUGCAGCAGCGACAUGAAGCCUUUGGGCCUGCUCCGGUCUAUGCUCCGGGACCCGGCCAACCGCCUCCACCGAAUGGCCCCCCGGCUGGACUGCCUCCCUACCCUCUGUCACCGCCGCAGCAAUAUCAGCAACCAGUCCGUCAAGCUCCUUACCCAGUUGAUAACGUUCCCCCAGUCGUAGACAGAGUGGAUGUCCCGCCACACCCUUCAGCAACUCCCCCAGCACAACUGCCGCCUCCCAGGCAUAUGUCACCCUUGGGCCAAGGCCUUCCUAGUAGACAUGAGUCUUUGAGGCGGCAUGUCUCACCACAGGCUCAGAUGCAAGCUGCGCAGAAUCAGGCUCCGCUUCAAAGACACACUUCACUGCGGGAGUCGGGUUCUCAAACGAGUCAUGUAGUGGCGCCAGUCCAGCCUUUUUCGACUCAUCAGGGUCCAGUUCACGAUCAACCUCCCGUCACCCACUCCUCACCUCACGCUCCAGGCUUCCAACGGCAGGGAUCUCUUCGUGGGCCAAAACCACCAAGGCAAUCUCAACCUGCACCUCAUCAUCUUCCCCCAAGUGCGCCUCAUGGAAGGCCUCAGACGCCCCCAGAGUCACCACAAGCACAGGGCCAGAUGCCACAAGUGUCACCUCUGAACCUCGGAAACCCUCAACAAGGACCGAUGCCUCCCCAUGCGCAGAAACAUCUGCAAGGGCAAGUGCCCCACGGCCAGGCGCCUCCUCAUUCGAGGAUGCCGCCUCAAGGGCAAAUGCUUCCGCCGCAAGGAUACCCCACGCAAGGCAAAACCCAACCUCAUGGUCAACUGCCCCCACAAGCGCUGAUUCCUCAAAAUCAGCAGCCCCUUCAUGGGCAGCCUCCCCAGGGACAGAUGCCUCCGCCGGGGCAUAUACCUCCUCACGGACAGAUGGCCCAGAUGCAUAUUGCUCCUCAAGGGCAUCCUGUCCAAGGCCAACCACCCUUUGGGGCGUCUACCUCGCCUCACGCCCAGUUUUAUUCCCCGGGACAAGUUCGCCCUCCGCAUGCUCGCACAGCAUCAAAACCGGAUGUUUUCAUGUCACCAGGCGGUCAGGCAUCAGGCUUUUCGCCCAAUCCUCAACAAGGAAGUUCUGGAUUUCAGCCAUCAAAGGGUCGGCCUGGCGCGAAUUCGCCACAGCCAGGGCAAGGUCCCUCCCCCAAGGAGAAAGAUAGAAAGUGGACAAAGUGGUUCAAGAGUUCAAAGUCGGGACCGCAAAUCAAACAUAUGCACAUCCAGCAUAUUCCAAACCCCCCAGGACCGCAAUCGCAGGGUUUGCAGAGUCCCCUGAACUUCGGGCCCAACCCUAACCAGUCUGCGCAGGCUUCGGGCUACCAACUAGGCAAUGUCCCCGUCAUCAAGCAAGAUUAUCUGCCCUCGCAGCCUACUACCGCUCCACUCCUAACACCAUCUGCUUCUCCAAGCACCAACACGAUGGCCUCCAAUAGAGCCUCGACAGACUCUCAGGGUCCGCAGAAGUCUCCCUCGCUGGGCCCUCAAGCUCACCAACACGGGAGACAAAGCCCUUCGUUUCAACUGCACCCCGGAACACCUCUGGGCUCUCACCCACCGAACGGUCCUGGGUACAGGAGCCCUGAGUUACGACCCAAGGAUAGCACCGGUUCACCAAAAUCAUCGAUCGCCAGCCUGCCAUCAUCGCAGCGAGCAGAGCCACCCCAGGCCGAAGCAACCACCCUACCUGCUCCUGUUGUGCCUGUUCCCACACCUUCGGUUCCUGCACAGGCUGCUCCAGCACCUGCUCCUCCCAGCGUGCCCGCUCCCAGUGUUCGUGCUCCGAUAGUAUCUACUCAAGGAGUGCCUGCUCCGAAAGCAUUCACUCCGAACAUACCUACUCAGAUACUGGCUGCUCCUACGGUAUACGCUCCAACGGCACCGGCUCCUUUAACACCACAGCCAUUGGCCCCUAUCCCUAAGCGGGAUGACGGGCCUCUUGCCCAAGCCCCGAAAAGUGCUCCUCUACCCGGAGCUCAGACAGCCUCUGGCGAAAAGAAGGACAAGUGGACAAAGACUCCAGCUGUAGAUUAUACGGGAGAUGACUGGGGAAGCGAGGAUGAGUGGAAUUAA